GCGUUUCCUCUCGGACAGUUGAGAGGCAACCCGCGCAGGUGUGCAAGAUUAGCUGGAUAAAUUAAGGAAGCCGCAGGCCGCACAACCAGCAGUUAGAGAGGAGGCGUGGCCGAGAAUACGCAAGGGUGUUCACAGCCAACGGGAGCCGAUCUUCUACAUGAGCGAUCGACGUGCUUGGCCAGUAAGCGGGAGGUUUGUUGCGGAGUGGCCGCGCGACCCGAGAAGCCUAUAAAAGGAGGCCAGGCGGGAGCGUGCUUUCGCCCCCCGGAUAGCUGUGCGCCGUCGUGUCCGUUUGUCUGUCAGGAACUGCACGGGAGGGGAGGAGCCACUGUCGCCGCUGACGACAUCGGCAGAGACCGGCAGGCUCGCGACGAAGCUUUAAGGACCGGAUUCCGGUUCCUUCUGGGAAAGGCGAGCCGAGCGGCGUAUAAAAGUUCGAGGCAGCGGCGCACUCUGGGCUAGAGAUCAUGGCCGAGGUGGAGCACCAGUUUGGCGCCACCCAAAACGGGCACGAAGCGGCGGCGGCGGCGGCGGCCGAGGGAUCCGUGAGUGGCGGCGACGAGGAGCUGUUGCAGCCGGAGCAGCAGCUUGAAGAGGAGGAGGAAGAGGAAGAGGUGGUGGAGGCGGCGGUGGUGGUAUCCGAGGCCGGAGAGGAGGGGGACGGCGAGGGAGAAAGCGAGGAGGCAGGGCAAUCGGUAGCUUCUGCAGAAGCUAGCGGAAGCCAGAACGGAGCCGAAGGCGAUCAGAUCAAUGCAAGCAAGAACGAGGAGGAUGCGGGGAAAAUGUUUGUUGGUGGUCUCAGUUGGGAUACAAGCAAAAAAGAUUUAAAAGACUACUUUACUAAAUUUGGUGAAGUAACUGAUUGCACAAUAAAGAUGGAUCCUAAUACAGGCAGAUCAAGAGGUUUUGGAUUCAUUCUCUUCAAAGAAGCAGGAAGUGUUGAUAAGGUUUUGGAGCAAAAAGAACACAAAUUAGAUGGAAGAGUGAUUGACCCUAAGAAAGCAAUGGCAAUGAAAAAGGAUCCUGUGAAGAAAAUAUUUGUUGGUGGACUUAACCCAGAGGCAACAGAAGACAAAAUCAGGGAAUAUUUUGGAGAGUUUGGAGAGAUUGAAGCAAUUGAACUUCCAAUGGAUCCAAAGACCAAUAAAAGAAGAGGGUUUGUAUUCAUCACAUUUAAGGAAGAAGAACCAGUGAAGAAAAUAUUAGAGAAAAAGUUCCACAAUGUCAGUGGUAGUAAGUGUGAAAUUAAGGUAGCACAGCCAAAAGAAGUAUAUCAGCAGCAACAGUUUGGUUCUGGGGGCGGCCGAGGAAGAGGUGGAAGAAGAGGUCAAGGCAGUUCAAAUUAUGGGAAGGCUCCAAGACGUGGUCAUCAGAAUAACUACAAGCCAUAUUGAUCAAAAGUAUUCAGUAAAAUAAAGUUCCACAAAGGAAUCUUUCAAACUUUAGUCACAGACUGAAGAUGUGAAGUGGGGUUUUUCCCAGAGAUGAUGCUUUCUUCUGGAGGAGAAGCAGCCACGGGUCAUGAAACGGAUCAGAGUGACCCAGGAUGAAACUAGUUUCUUCAAGGUUGAAGCAAGUAGCAACAAGUGUGGCUAUAGUUGUGUUACCUUUCCAGAUUGGAAAUUCUUCCUACGUUCAUCCACAAGGUUUGUUCAAUUUCUAGGGCUGAAUCUUUUUUUUCUUUUUCGUUUUCUCUCCCUUUUCUGCCUGUGUCUAUGUGCAACGGGGUUAGAAAGUUGAAAGCUAAAAAGAUUGUCCAGGGAUGUUCUUUCUCCAUGCAAUAAAGCAAAUAUUUUCAGUAUGGUUAAUCCACACAUCAGCAUUAGCAGCAAGUGACAUCUAUUCCUGACUGUUUUAGAAUGUUGAAUGCUUCUGUGUUUCUGCAUGUGUGUAUGUGUGUGUAUGUGUGUGUUUGGUCUGUCUUGUGGCUCUCAGGAAUGUUCAUAUUUUAAAAAGUCCAUAGAUGACAAUAUCCAGUAUUAGAAGAUCAAUAUAUUACUGUUGAAAACAUUGUUUUUGUGACUUUUUCCUCUUUUUGUAUAAAAAAAAUAAUAAAAAUAGACAUUUAUCUCACUAUUA
Molecule: messenger RNA, 2079 nt
Organism: Pantherophis guttatus
Lineage: Eukaryota; Metazoa; Chordata; Lepidosauria; Squamata; Colubridae
Source: RefSeq, a predicted model, not a curated record